This is a messenger RNA of Stegostoma tigrinum, 1468 nucleotides long. Its product is annotated as NFIL3 like protein-like. Gene Ontology annotation, molecular function: DNA binding; DNA-binding transcription factor activity. NCBI's taxonomy places the organism in Eukaryota, Metazoa, Chordata, Chondrichthyes, Orectolobiformes, Stegostomatidae. The transcript is spliced from 2 exons. Bases 138 to 491 code for a protein of 117 amino acids. The record is from RefSeq and is a predicted model, not a curated record. Gene Ontology annotation, cellular component: nucleus. Gene Ontology annotation, biological process: regulation of DNA-templated transcription; circadian rhythm.
CGGUUUAACGGCCGAUGAGAAACCUCAGCGGAAGCCAGAUCCGCAAUAGAGGCGGAGCUGAGACCGGUAGCAAGCACAAAAGUGCAGCUAGAGGCCCAGGGUGUCAGUAUUUGGAGGGAGGUUGACGUGUAGAAGUUAUGGCCACUGCGUCGAGUGUGUCUCCCUGCUCGCGAGCAAUGGGUCCCCUUGCCCGUCGGAGCCGCGAAUUCACGCCGGAAGAGCUGAAGGACACAGUUUACUGGGAGCGGCGACGCCGCAACAACGAAGCGGCGCGCAGGUCGCGCCAGAAGCGGCGCUACAGGGAGUUAGUGUUGGAGCAGCGGUUGUUGGAGCUACUGGAAGAGAACUGCCGGCUCAGGACUCACCUGUUGACGCUGCAACUGCCGUCGGACCCCCCCAUUGACAAGCAGCCAGAUACAGUGUUGUCGAUCGAUCUCUGCGAAGCAGUAGCCGAAUCAAGAAACUGGGGGAGGAAUCCUCCAGCAAAAUGAGUUUACUACUUAACGGUCCUCAUCUAUAUUCGCGUGCUCGCAUAAGGAUUUACCAGGGGCUUGAUAUACCAUCCUAAUACACUGUUUUACGCAAGCUUUAUCACAAAUCAUUUGUACGUGGAGGGGAACCUUAGUGAUUUCAACAAACAUGGCACAUUAAAGCGAACAAUUAACAGCAUUUAGUCUUAGUGGUGUGGCUAUUCCAACUUUUUGUGGAUAAUGACGGUCUUCCUCAAGCAUUGUUUGUAGAAUUGCUACAGUAUGGAAAGAAGCCAUUGGGGCCAAUAACUCCCCGCCGACCCUCGGACCAGCCCACCCAACCCCACCCCUCCAUAACCCACCUAAUCUGCAUAUCCUGUAAACAAUCGGCAAUUUAGCAUGGCUAAUUCACCUAGCCUGCACAUUUUUUAACUGUGGGAGAAAGCCCACUGAGAGAACGUGCAAACUCCACAUAGACAGUCGUCUGAGGGUGGAAUCGAAUCCGGGUUCCCGGCGCUGUGGAGCAGCAGUGCUAACCACUGAGUCACCGUGCCUUUGUUGACUUGGAAUCUAAAGUGCCCUAAAAUUGAACGCCAAGAUUCAUUCGCUCUGCUCUUAUGUAAGAUUUAAAAUAUUUGUUCCGGAAGAAAAUCUUUGCGGGUGAAUCCGCUUUCCAGCAACACGAGUAAAAUAACUUGUCCUCGCCUUUUGCGGUCUUCAUUCCUGUUCUUCGUGUUUUCAUUUUUUUUAGAAUAAAACAAAACACUGAUUUGGAAGCGUUUUAAAGCGAUAACGGAAAUAAUUUUUCUGUAAAUGCAAAACCCAUUUGUGACACUAGAUGGGGAGGCGUUACAUUUUACAAUUGCUGUCUGUAGAAGUCUGUAUUACAUGCUUCCAUUACUUUAGUAUUCCUUUGCAGAGAAAUACUAACGGGUCUUAGAAACUUUUUUUUAAUGUGAUUGUACAGAAUCUUUUGAAAUAUUUGUUGUAAACUUGAU